Messenger RNA from Coregonus sp. 'balchen', 4165 nucleotides. The record is from the annotation of a GenBank genome assembly. NCBI's taxonomy places the organism in Eukaryota, Metazoa, Chordata, Actinopteri, Salmoniformes, Salmonidae.
GAAAAGGCUAAGCGUAGUCGAAGACGUAAAAUCCAAAUUGUGUUGGUUGGCGCACGCACUGUUGGCAUUGGCUCUCCAUGUCAUCUAUUGUCACCGCAUGUUCGUACUGUGCCUAUUAUAACAAAGACUUAUGUGUGUCAACCUCUGAUAUUCAAACUGGAGUGAUGAUAAUUCUGUCGUAAAGGGGUAGUGGUAUGGAGAAGACUUAAAAUUCCAACAUCUGUCAUCCACGCACUUUGGGAAGGUGUGCAUUGCCUAUGUGGAUACUCCAAUUGUAUUCUCAGGAAAAGGCAUCUUUAUACCUCAAAAAGUCGUAAUGGAAUUAAAUAACUUGGGACACGCUUUGCUUUUCCCGUUCCACAUCCUCUUCUGCAUUUUAAAAGCAUGCUUGGGGUUGUUGCUCCCGAGCAGACGGAAGGACCUACGUGGGGAGGUGGUGCUGAUCACCGGCGGUGGACGGGGCAUCGGUCGGCAUUUGGGGAAAGAGUUCGCAAAACACGGGGCAAAAAAGGUAAACUAUCACCUGUGCGCUAUUAUGCAUUUGUGCGUCAUUACGCAUAUCAUCAAUAUGAUAAACGCACAAUUAAAAAGCAAUGCACUGCCAAACAGUCAUAUCCACCACUGUAGCAUGCUCACAUCACUUUGUACAGCUUGUUUGUUAUCCUAGUUUAAAAAAAUAGAAUAUGAACAAGAACCCAUUAACAUUUUACCUCAUGUAAAAGUUGGGGAGAAGAAAGGGACAGUUGUUUGGAGAUGUUUUAUCAUUUCUAUUCUGUUUGAUUCAAGCAUAACUUCAGAAUCUAUUCUAUUGUUGUAUAACUUAUAGUAUAACUUCAGUUCAAUUAAAAACUUGAGUCUAUCGGUCACUCUCGGUGUGUUUGUUUUCCAUGUGAAAUGUAAUGGGAAACUACACUAGGCUAGUGGAACGGAGCCUGAACUCCUCUCGCCCCCUAGCUGACCUGGGGGAUGUAUGAUGCAUAGUGUGUUCCCUUCCCCAUUCCUUUUAUUGUAAAGGCACACAAACACAGGUGUUUCCUCAGUCCCUGAUUGUAAAGGCACACAAACACAGGUGUUUCCUCAGUCCCUGUGCUUUACAAUGGGUUGAUGACAGGUUGGGCGGUCGGCUCUGUAGUGCUACAUUGAUAUUUGACUUGCUAACCUCAACUCUAGCCUCUCUGGGGCUCCAGUGGCUGUUCAAGAAAGUUCACUGACAGGGUAGUGGAAGGCACAAUUCGGUUAGGUGAAAAUAUUCCUUUUAUCACCAAAGCAUUUGUCAUUGUAGUAAAAUGAUCUGAUGGUUAUCUCUGUCUGUUCGUGUGUGUGCGUCUGUGUCUGUGUUCGUGUGUCUGUGUGAGAGUCUGGUGAAUGUGCGUGGUCAUCGUGCAUGUGUGUGCGUGCAUGUCUGUCUGCAUUUGUGUGCAUGCGCGAAUGUCUUGCAUGUGUUUGUGUGUGUAGAGGGGGUCUGGCCAGUAGCCAGACAUCCAGGGUUAUCAGUGUGCAGGGGCCCCUCUGGAGAUGGAUAUUAGAUCUUUGUCGCUGGUUUUCACUCCAAAAUUGCAAAUCAAAGAACUUGUGUCUGCUCAAAAUCUCUAGCCAAUGCCUCCUCCAUGAACAAUUCAAGAUAUAGCACUUUGCAAUGCACAGCAAUCUCAAACAGAUGGGAAAGAUGUUAACGUAAUAGAAUAUAACUUCAUACCUUGAACCUACUGUAGGCUACCUGAGCACUGGUUUAAGAAAUGCAUGCAAUGAUCAUAUUAAUCUGCAAAAACAACGUUCUUCUUGCCGCCCAGAAAGCCUAUGUGUUUUUUGUGAUUCCUACAAGAUAACACAAGUCCAAAUAUGUGUUCCCAGUCUCAGGCCAAUAGACUGUUCUUUUUUUACUUUUGACCCCUGUCUGUCUGUUGUCAGGUCAUCCUGUGGGGCCGCACUGAGAGGUGUCUGAAGGAGACCUGCGAGGAGAUCUCUCUCACCACUGGAGCCGAGUGCCACUACUUCCUGUGUGACGUGGCCAAUCGCGAGGAGGUGUACAAGCAGGCCAAGUUGGUCCGAGAGAAGGUACAGUAGAGAUAACCAACAAGAUACUGUAGCCCCACCCAAAUGAACAACCCAGUUCCUAUGUCAUUUAGAUAACAAACACAUGACAGUGUUGAAAAUAGUCUGCACAGUCCAACCAGUCUUUCACAGGGAUAUAUGAUGUAUCAGCUUUAAGAGAUUCUCUGGUACUUUUGUAUACUUUUUAGCCAGUAGUUUUGGAAGUAGUGCUCACAAGACAAAAGUGGCCCCCGAAAAUUGCGUACUACGUCACAUAUGUGCAGAUAUAUGCACCACUUCAUUGCGCUCUCUCUCUCGCUCUGCUGUGUGUGCAUCUUGCUAGCUGUCACUCAAAUGGCGAGGUGCUGAAGCUCAUUGGCUAGAACUCAAAUUUCUAGGGGGCUGGCCAACGUGGGGGAAAAUGUAGGGAAAAUGGCGCAGCACAGCUUCCAAAAAAAACGGUCGCUUUCAAACUAGUAAGAUACAAUUCUGCUUACAGACUUUGAAUGUAUGAACUACACAUUGACACAUCCAGCCCAACGCUGGAGGUUUAAAAAAAUCGUUUGUAGUCACCAAAGUAUGUCUUUAACUUAACAAGGAUUAAGAUAAGACAUAAUUAUCACUCACUUAUCAGUCUUGCAAUUUAAUAUGAAGGGAAACAAGGUAAUAAGUAAUAAAGUAAUAAAACAAAGAGUUAAGCCUUUUACAGAAUAUGUUCAUUUUUGUGUCUUAGGUAGGCGAUGUCACCAUUCUGGUGAAUAACGCAGCAGUGGUUCAUGGGAAGAGUCUGAUGGACAGUGACGAUGAUGCCCUGAUGAAGACUCAACACAUCAACACGCUGGGCCAGUUCUGGGUGAGUGUUGAAAAAUAGAUUUCCUUUAGAUAAGUAUAUGAUACAGGAAAGUACUAAUUCAUUAUGGCUUGUAUUAUGUAUUGAAGCAUUUUAUGAAUUUUGAUUUGUUUCAGUUAUUGGAAAAAUAAGGGUAAUCUUUCAACAUAUGUUGAUACCACAAGGUAUGAAGGGGAUAGGUAAUGUUUUUAGUACUCUAUCUACUACUGGUCUCAAUAUGACUCCCUGUUGAAGUAAGGGUUAAAUUAAAAAAAUUAAGAAAGAAUCAUUAGAUCUGAAAUCAAAUGCUGGUAACUGAGAAUGCUUGCUGACACUGUUAAAAGGAUCUCACAUGAUGUUGGAGUUUGUCUUCUGAUUUGCACCGAUGGGACGUGGAACAGGUUCGGUUCCCCAAUUCUCUCUGAGUGCUGCAACCCCUCUCUGUUAUUCUUGUGAAUUCCAGAAGGUAGGAAGGGAACUCAAUUUGAGAGAAGAGUGAAUGAACAGCUAGGGAAUAGUAGUGAGAGGAGCAGAACAAUGUGCAGACGGUCACGUUUCUCUCACUCUCUCUCUCUCCAGACCACCAAAGCUUUCCUACCCCGCAUUCUGGAGCUUUGCCAUGGCCACGUGGUGUGUAUCAACUCCAUCCUGUCACUGUCCUCCAUCCCGGGGGCCAUAGAUUAUUGCACCUCCAAGGCCUCGUCCUUGGCCUUCAUGGAGAGCCUGACCCUGGGCCUGCUGGACUGCCCCGGGGUGGGCUGCACCACCGUGCUCCCCUUCCAUACCAAUACAGACAUGUUUCAGGGCAUGAGAGUCAGGUGAGUGUGCCCACCAUGGGAUACCAUACAUUGGAACUACCAUACAUUGAAUCUACUAUACAUUGGAACUACCAUUUAUUGAGUCUACCAUACAUGGCACUCUAGUUGUUUUACAAUGGGUCAGCCAGUGUAUAAUAUGUAAGUACUGUCAGCACACAGAAUUGACACAUAGGCUCAGAUAGAGGUUCCAUAGAAAGCAAUGGAUGGAAUGUCUACAUGGAGCAAUCCCAUUCACACAUCAAUGGCAGGAAUAAUUCAUCAAUAUUGUGAAAGAAAUUCACCAAGACACAUUUGACAAUAUGAUUUACAGGGCUAAAUAAAAGUGAAGUGAGAAGGUAAAGUGUGUGAUGUGUUCAUCCCCAGGUUCCCUCAGCUCUUCCCACCGCUGAAUCCUGAGCUGGUGGCCCAGCGGACGGUGGACGCAGUCCGGACCAACACGCCGUUCGUCUACUUACCUUGGACCAUGCACGCUCUCGUUAUCCUCAAG